Mus caroli (Ryukyu mouse) is the source of this 2116-nucleotide messenger RNA. RefSeq names its product NK2 homeobox 5 (gene Nkx2-5). Gene Ontology annotation, cellular component: nucleus. The record is from RefSeq and is a predicted model, not a curated record. NCBI's taxonomy places the organism in Eukaryota, Metazoa, Chordata, Mammalia, Rodentia, Muridae. Gene Ontology annotation, molecular function: RNA polymerase II cis-regulatory region sequence-specific DNA binding; DNA-binding transcription factor activity, RNA polymerase II-specific. Gene Ontology annotation, biological process: regulation of transcription by RNA polymerase II; cell differentiation.
CAGAACUGCCCGUCGCUCCUGUCAUCCAGGCCCCUGGCCCAAUGGCAGGCUGAAUCCCCCCUACUCCAGCCUGCUCCCGCCUCUUCUGCCCCUGGUGCUCUGGGCUACCUGCUGCCGCGCGCCACAUCCAGGGCAGAGAGGCGGGUGCGCGGGCGGGCGGCGGGCACCAUGCGGGGAGGCUGUCCCCUGGGGUGGGCAGCACCACUCUCUGCUACCCACCUGGCGCUGUGAAACCUGCAUCGCCACCAUGUUCCCCAGCCCUGCGCUCACACCCACGCCUUUUUCAGUCAAAGACAUCCUGAACCUGGAGCAGCAGCAGCGCAGCCUGGCGUCUGGGGACCUGUCUGCGCGCCUCGAGGCCACCCUGGCCCCCGCCUCCUGCAUGCUGGCCGCCUUCAAGCCCGAGGCCUACUCUGGACCCGAGGCGGCAGCGUCCGGCCUGGCAGAGCUGCGCGCGGAGCUGGGCCCCGCGCCUUCGCCCCCCAAGUGCUCUCCUGCUUUCCCAGCCGCCCCCACAUUUUAUCCGGGAGCCUACGGUGACCCUGACCCAGCCAAAGACCCUCGGGCGGAUAAAAAAGAGCUGUGCGCGCUGCAGAAGGCGGUGGAGCUGGACAAAGCCGAGACGGAUGGCGCCGAGAGACCACGCGCACGGCGGCGACGGAAGCCACGCGUGCUCUUCUCGCAGGCGCAGGUCUACGAGCUGGAACGGCGCUUCAAGCAACAGCGGUACCUGUCGGCGCCCGAGCGCGACCAGCUGGCCAGUGUGUUGAAGCUCACGUCCACGCAGGUCAAGAUCUGGUUCCAGAACCGUCGCUACAAGUGCAAGCGACAGCGGCAGGACCAGACUCUGGAGCUGCUGGGGCCGCCGCCGCCGCCCGCGCGCAGGAUCGCGGUGCCCGUGCUGGUGCGCGAUGGGAAGCCCUGCCUGGGGGACCCCGCGGCCUACGCUCCCGCCUACGGCGUGGGUCUCAACGCCUACGGCUACAACGCCUAUCCCUACCCCAGCUACGGCGGCGCGGCCUGCAGUCCCGGCUACAGCUGUGCCGCUUACCCCACUGCGCCCCCCGCCGCGCAGCCCCCCGCCGCCUCCGCCAAUGGCAACUUCGUGAACUUUGGCGUCGGGGACUUGAACACCGUGCAGAGUCCCGGGAUGCCGCAGGGCAAUUCGGGCGUCUCCACGCUGCACGGCAUCCGAGCCUGGUAGGGAAAGAGCCCGUUUGGGGCGCCCCGGAACGACUCCCACUUUUAGGAGAAGGGCGAUGACUCCGGGGAUGGGAAAGCUCCCACUAUGCCCUGUCCCUCGGAUUUCACACCCACCCUCGCGCAGGCCUGGGACCUUUCUCCGAUCCAUCCCUCUUUGUUGACGUAGCCUGGUGUCUGGGACCUGGCAGAGCCCUUCCAGGAUCACGGGCAUUCUCGACGGAUUCCACACUAGGACCCGGAGCCUGGGCCGGGCGCCCGGGCCCUGGUUGCCUUGCCGCCGCCCACCUACCCGUAUUUAUGUUUUUACCUGUUGUAAGAAAUGAGAACCCUCUUCCCAUUAAAGUGAGUGCGCUAACGCACGCGGGCUUCUUUUAGGAUUUCUGAGCGAGCGCAGAGGCCCCUCCAGGUCACAGGCAUAGUUCACAUUAAUAGAACCUGCACUCAUAAAAGCUGAGGCACCCCGCACCCCUCGUUAGGUGUUUCUGAAGUCCUCCGUUUUUGUUUUUGUUUUUUUUGUUUUUGUUUUCUUUUUUUUGUUUGUUUGUUUGCCUUUUUUUUUUUCCGGAGGGGCGGCCUUUUUUUUUUUUCAAGUUUACCCGCGGAGGGCGUGAGGGGUUUUAUGAUUUGCUUGUGAGCUAAUGGGUGUAGAAGGAAGUUCAGCGUCUUCUCGCACCAGAGGAGUAAAAGCUGAUCCUAGAGCGCCCAUCCUCAGUCCAACGUGAUUCACUGUUGCUGGGCGUCGAGGAGAGAGCAGCAUUCUAAGUCGUCUGCUUAACGCCACAGCCCUUUUACCGAUGGAAGAGCCAAGGACCCUUGUCCAACUUCCCUGAGACUCUGCCCCUCAUUGGAAGCCCCUGGGGUCCUGUGCCAGCCUCAGGAGCUGUUUUCGGCUAAGCACAGAGGCUAAACCUAA